AUGGCUUGUAGAAAUGGGGUUGCUUUCUCAUUGGUCUCUCUGGCCUUAACUUCCCUUCUAUUUGCAUCCCAAGCAAAUGCACAAGCAGCAGGCUAUGUGAGUCCAUAUUGUGUAAAAGCCUUGGACAAACCAUUUUGCUCUGAAGUUGUCAAGGUCGCUGACACGUGGCAAGAGGCAAUCACAGAAGUGCUAUCAGAGACAAUUAUGCAAUCCACAUUGGCAGAACCAAUUAUGGCUAGUUUAUUAAAGACAUUGCCUUCUACAACUGAUGCAAAAUUAAAAGAUGACAUUGGAAGUGGCUGCAGAAAGUCAUAUAAUGAUGCACUUCAAACAUUGAAAGAGGUUGAAGAGUUAUUAAAAACAGGUGACAAGACUAAAAGUGCAAACACCAAAUUAUCAGCAGCAAUGUCAAGAUUGGAUGAUUGUGAAGAUGAAUUCAAGAAAAUACCAAUGCCAACUGAAUUUGCAACAUUUUAUCAAGGUAGUAAGAAAUUGCUUAGCACUUGCUUGGCUGUUGAAAGAACCAGGCCUGAUCUUGUUUAA
Lycium barbarum (goji berry) is the source of this 543-nucleotide messenger RNA. RefSeq lists its product as uncharacterized. NCBI's taxonomy places the organism in Eukaryota, Viridiplantae, Streptophyta, Magnoliopsida, Solanales, Solanaceae. The transcript has a single exon. The record is from RefSeq and is a predicted model, not a curated record. The coding region runs from base 1 to 543 and encodes 180 amino acids. Gene Ontology annotation, molecular function: enzyme inhibitor activity.